This is a messenger RNA of Lotus japonicus, 1585 nucleotides long. Its product is annotated as actin-3. The transcript has 5 exons. Bases 180 to 1313 code for a protein of 377 amino acids. The record is from RefSeq and is a predicted model, not a curated record. Gene Ontology annotation, cellular component: cytoplasm. NCBI's taxonomy places the organism in Eukaryota, Viridiplantae, Streptophyta, Magnoliopsida, Fabales, Fabaceae.
UCAUUUCACACGCAUUUCAUUAUUCAUUUCAUUUCCAAAAACCUUCCUUUUUUAAACCACAGGGCGGGUACCUCAACCACAGAGACAAUCCAGUUACACACAACACACCACCACAUCACUUUCUCACACACGACAUUCAUUCCUCAAUUUCUGAGUGAAAUUCAAUUCAAUAACCAGCAAUGGCAGAUGCUGAGGAUAUUCAACCUCUCGUUUGCGACAAUGGAACUGGAAUGGUCAAGGCUGGUUUUGCUGGAGAUGAUGCACCAAGGGCAGUGUUUCCUAGCAUUGUGGGUCGUCCACGACACACCGGUGUGAUGGUUGGGAUGGGACAGAAGGAUGCUUAUGUGGGUGAUGAGGCUCAAUCUAAGAGGGGUAUUUUGACCUUGAAGUAUCCGAUUGAGCAUGGGAUUGUUAGCAAUUGGGAUGAUAUGGAGAAAAUCUGGCAUCAUACUUUCUACAAUGAGCUCCGUGUGGCGCCGGAAGAGCAUCCUGUUCUUCUCACUGAAGCACCUCUUAAUCCAAAAGCCAAUCGUGAGAAAAUGACACAGAUCAUGUUUGAGACCUUCAAUACCCCUGCUAUGUAUGUUGCCAUCCAAGCAGUGCUUUCCCUCUAUGCCAGUGGUCGUACAACUGGUAUUGUUCUGGACUCUGGAGAUGGUGUUAGUCACACGGUUCCUAUUUACGAGGGGUAUGCCCUUCCACAUGCAAUCCUGCGUUUGGACCUUGCAGGGCGCGAUCUCACUGAUGCACUGAUGAAGAUUUUGACCGAGCGUGGGUACACUUUCACCACAUCCGCGGAGCGAGAAAUUGUGAGGGACAUGAAGGAAAAACUGGCCUACAUUGCUCUUGAUUAUGAGCAGGAGUUGGAAACUUCCAAGACCAGCUCAGCUGUUGAGAAGAGCUAUGAGCUGCCUGAUGGGCAGGUGAUCACGAUCGGUGCUGAAAGAUUCCGCUGCCCUGAAGUUCUGUUCCAGCCAUCCAUGAUAGGGAUGGAGUCUCCUGGCAUCCAUGAGACGACAUAUAACUCGAUCAUGAAGUGUGAUGUUGACAUUAGAAAGGAUCUCUAUGGUAACAUUGUCUUGAGUGGUGGUUCCACAAUGUUCCCAGGCAUUGCUGAUAGGAUGAGCAAGGAGAUCACAGCAUUGGCACCCAGUAGCAUGAAAAUUAAGGUUGUGGCACCACCAGAGAGGAAGUACAGUGUCUGGAUUGGAGGCUCCAUUUUGGCAUCCCUCAGUACCUUCCAACAGAUGUGGAUUGCAAAGGCAGAGUAUGAUGAAUCUGGGCCAUCAAUUGUACACAGGAAAUGCUUUUAAGUUCUAGUCAUGGAGAAUGAGAGCUGGACCAGGGAAAUUACAAUAUAUACUUGGUACUACAGAAAUACCAUCAAGUGGUUGAGGAGCUUCGAUUUCCUAUUCUUUACCAUUUUUUACUCAUGUUUCUUUGUGUUUUCCUUUAUUGAUUUUUGGAUAAGAGCAUGAAAGCUAGCAAGAUAUGUAAGAUUCAAUUUCCCCCCCUCUUUGUUGUAGGAGAGAUGUGUAUUGUUAACUGGUUUGGUUUGUUUGAAUCAACAAUUCUUUUCUAAGUA